CCAAGGAAAUCAGAAGCAAACAGGAAUUAGGAAAUUAGGAAUACCCACAAAUGGUUAUUCGGUUAUUAGGGUUAAGUGAAAGAGAAAAGAACACAGAAAAUUCCCCAAUUUCCAAUCCGUCGCUAUAACGCUCGAAUUCUCUCGCGUUGCCUUACAGACAAACAGCACGCACAAAAUAACAGCUCUGAUAAGUCAUCCUCUCAGCCAAGAAAACCAAACGCCACCCUCUCUUUCUCUCUCUCCUCUUUGUCUCUCUCACUCUACAAAUUUGAGCAGCAAAGCACAAUCUUUGUGUUCUUCACCCGAUUCCCGUAUUACAGGGAUUUCUGCAUAGGGAAGAGAAUUGUUUGGUUUACGUCUCACUAAAACUCGUAAGUAACAGAGAGCAGUCAUAUGCAGCUAUGUUUUGGCUAUAUUAGCAAUAUCAGUUGUUUUGCGGUGCUGCGCUCGCGUGGCUACAAUCAGCUGUGAAGAAUCAUCUGAAACAGAUGAACUGUGAUUAUUAUGUCUGAACAACUGAUAGAAGGUCUUCCCGACGCUGUUGCCCUUAGGUGCCUUGCAUGGGUUCCCUUCUAUCUCCAUCCCAAGUUGGAGCUUGUUUCUCAUUCCUGGCAAGCUGCCAUUCAUAGUGCUGAACUUUUUAGAGCUCGACAGGAAGUUGGCUCAUGUGAGGAUCUAUUAUGCGUGUCUGCUAAUGAACCAGAUAAUUUAUGGCAGCUAUAUGAUCCACGUCGAGACCUUUGGAUUACACUCCCUGUUCUCCCCUCUAAAAUUAAAAACCUUUCCAACUUCGGCACUGUCUCAACUGCUGGAAAACUGUUUGUUCUUGGUGGUGGCAGUGAUGCCGUUGACCCACAGACUGGUGACCAUGGUACCUUUUCAACCAAUGAGGUUUGGUCAUACGAUCCUGUAAUUAGGCGAUGGAGCCCACGUGCAUCUAUGCUUGUUCCUCGUGCAAUGUUUGCAUGCUGUGUUUUAGGUGGAAAGAUUGUGGUUGCAGGGGGUUUAACCAGCUGUCGGAAAUCAAUCUCUUUAGCAGAAAUGUAUGACCCUGACAACGAUGCGUGGGCUCCAAUUCCUGAUCUACAUUUAUCUCAUAAUGCUGCAUGCUCAGGGAUAGUGAUUGGAGAAAAGAUGUACGUCUUGCACAGGGGUUUAUCAACGGUGCAAGUCUUCGACAAUGUGGGGCUUCAAUGGACGGUAGAGGAUUAUGGUUGGCAACAGGGUCCAAUGACAGUCAUUAAGGGUGCACUUUAUGUGAUGAGCCAUGGAGUUAUCUCCAGGCAAGACAGAGAAUCAGUGAAGGUAUUGGUUUCGGCUUCUGAGUUUGGUGGCAGAGUUGGGUUUGCAAUGGCUGGGCUAGGAGAUGAAAUUUAUGUGAUUGGUGGGGUGAUCCUCUCUGAACAUGGGACAUCUGAAAUCAAGCAAAUAUCAGACGUUGAUGUUCUCACGAUCGGAGGUGAAAGACCAACUUGGCACCAGGCAGCACCAAUGACACGGUGCAAAGGAAGUGUUUAUGGUUGUGCACAGUUGAGAAUUUAGGUCUCAUUUCUGGUCGCUAUUUGUUGUUGUUUCGUAGGUGCUCUUCCUGAUGCUUUUCAUUCCUGCUAGAAGGAAUUGGCCAUAUGCCAGCUGCCCUUUUGUUAUCGCCGGUCGGCUUUGUGUCAUGUUACGACUUGAGUUCCCCUCGGAACUCCUAUAUUCGAAGGUAGCACGGUAAAAGGCCGAAGCGCCAUUGGAAGAGGUAACAGUUUAGCAGUACAAGAAUUAUAUGAAGUAUCUCAUGGAUCAAGCACUUGUUUUCCUUUGUUUUCUUUCCCGGAUAAUUGAACAAAGAAUCUUAAUGUAUGUCCGCAUCUUAUUUAAAUUUCUUUCAUUCAUGUUUA
Pyrus x bretschneideri (Chinese white pear) is the source of this 1886-nucleotide messenger RNA. Its product is annotated as F-box/kelch-repeat protein SKIP30-like. Gene Ontology annotation, molecular function: protein binding. Bases 505 to 1542 code for a protein of 345 amino acids. Lineage: Eukaryota; Viridiplantae; Streptophyta; Magnoliopsida; Rosales; Rosaceae. The transcript is spliced from 3 exons. The record is from RefSeq and is a predicted model, not a curated record.